Bradysia coprophila is the source of this 554-nucleotide messenger RNA. Its product is annotated as general odorant-binding protein 19d-like. The record is from RefSeq and is a predicted model, not a curated record. Gene Ontology annotation, molecular function: odorant binding. NCBI's taxonomy places the organism in Eukaryota, Metazoa, Arthropoda, Insecta, Diptera, Sciaridae.
CGAGGAAAAUCAAAGUCUUUUUACGAAAUUUGAAUAAAUAAAUUAUCAAAAUGAAUUUACUAUUUUGCUUUGUUUUUGUAUCGAUUGCGGUUGCUUCAGUAACUUCGGCUUCAGAAAAUCGAGAACAACUUGAUAAGAAGACAGCAGAAUGUCGAAAAGACAUUUCUUCUCUUCAAGAUCUUUCACCGCAGGAAGUCAAAUGUUUAGGCGCAUGUUAUUUAGAAAAAUUAGGACUGAUGGACAAGGCCAAUAAAUUAGUUCCGAAUAAAUUGAAUAUGAUAAUGGACCCAGCCACCAAAAACAAGGAUGGUAAAUUGUUUAAAGACGUCAGUAAAGAUAUAGCUGGAAAGUGCAAAACGAUAACAGACAAAGACAAGUGCGAGGCUGCUUUGAAAAUCGUAACGUGUGUACAUGACGAAACUAUGAAGCUCGGAUUUAACGCGGAUGUUCUGUAUUAGGUAAAUAUACAGCUAAAUGUGGAAUGUAAAAAUUAAAAAUUCUGUUCGUUUGUAAUUGUGAAACUAUUUUUUAAUUUCAAUAAAAUUUGAUCUGAC